This is a messenger RNA of Sipha flava (yellow sugarcane aphid), 1664 nucleotides long. Its product is annotated as zinc finger CCCH domain-containing protein 10-like. Gene Ontology annotation, molecular function: metal ion binding. The transcript is spliced from 3 exons. The record is from RefSeq and is a predicted model, not a curated record. Lineage: Eukaryota; Metazoa; Arthropoda; Insecta; Hemiptera; Aphididae. The coding region runs from base 588 to 1577 and encodes 329 amino acids.
UUUAUACAAUAUUAUAAUACAUAAUAUGCCUUUAUAUUAUUCUUUGCGUAGUGGCCUAAAGCGUUCGCGGUUUUAGUUAUAGAAAUUUCAACUCUGCUAGCCAUUUUAAUAAUGAUUCUUUAAUUUUGAUUAUUAUAUACAUUUUUAUUGCGCACUUCCUCGCUAUCAAAUAUUCCAAAAAUAUUCGCGUAAUAUUUGCAGCAAUAAAUGAAUAAUUUCGCAGCGCUAGAUGAUUGUCUAUAUCAGCCAUAUUAAGCGAUGAUUUACUGAAGUUAGGUUGGUAAUUAUUGGUGUAAUUGGUGUGUACAAGUUUUAGCUAUAAAAUAGUCCAUAAAUAUUCGCGUAAUAUUUGCAACAAUACAUGAAAAAUUUCGCGGGGCUAGAUUAUCUAUAUCAGCUGUAUUAAGCGAUGAUUUACUGAAGUUAGGUAGGUAAUUGGUGUAAGUGGUGUGUAUAAAUAUGAGAGUCUUAAAUAUAUUAUUAAUUACAACAAUUUAAACAAUGUUAUCAAUAUAACAUACACGGUUUAAACACUUCCUGAUGAACAUUUACCAACAUAUCUAAUUCCAUAAUCUGAAAUCGCAGGGAUGAAGGGGAAAAUGAAUGCUGAAUCAGAAACACCAGACAAUGUGUGUCGUGAUUUCAUGCGCAAUGUGUGCAAUAGAGGCAAAUCUUGCAAAUUUUUUCAUCCUCCAGUCGAAGAGGAUAAGCGCAAAUAUGUUUUUUGCCAUGACUUUCAAAAUGGCAAGUGCAGUCGUCACGACUGUCGAUUCAUUCAUUGUUCUCGUGAGGAUGAGGAGUAUUAUAAUCAAACCGGACAAAUGGCACCAGAGGUGUUAAGGACGUUAGAAAUGAGUGGCGCACCUGCAUCUGAUGAUAUACCUAUUUGUAAAGAUUAUUUAAAAGGCAAUUGCCAUCGCAGUCAAGCUCAUUGUAAAUUCCGUCAUGUAGAUCAACCACUUGAUGUACCUGUUAGAGGCCCUAAUGGUCCUUUCAACACACCCCAACCAGCGAUGCCACCUAACUUCGGUAAUGAGUUGUUCCGCAGGCGUUAUGAUUUUGAUGAAGAGCAGCCCGAUGCUAAGCGUAGGCGCUACGAUUUUGACAACAGAAUGUCGCUAGGGCGCCCACCAUUCCCCAAUCGCGACAUGGACUUUUCUGUGCCACCUGGGCCUGCGCAACAACAGCCAUAUUGGCUGUUGCAAGAGGAGGUGGAAAUGUUGCGUAAGCGUGUAGCUGAGUUGAAAAAGCGCAAUGAGGAACUGCAAGCGACUAACGAAUUCUUGUUGGAGCAAAACGCACAGCUGCGCAUUAAUGAACAAACGCCCCUGCGCAGCACCCAGCAAAUGGUGAGCGCUAUACGUACCGUGACCACAGUCCCAGUCAGCUUGGCGGCGGUGGCUGCGGCCGGCACACCCGUGUCCAUAGCUACCGUCUCCAUGGCUCCGAUUCAGAUACCACCUGUUGUAUCUGGGUCUGGUCCGCCGCCCCUGCCGCAGCCAACUAACUCGCAGCCUUUGGUUUCUUAUCCUAUUGGCAGAUCGACAUCGGCCCAACACUAUAUCCAACCUAUGUGAAUAAUGAAAAUGGACCCAUUACUAAUAGAGAUUUGACAUUAACAAAACAAGGAAUGUACAAUAUGUAUUUCAAUAAUAGAAUGUAAG